Molecule: messenger RNA, 455 nt
Organism: Odocoileus virginianus texanus
Lineage: Eukaryota; Metazoa; Chordata; Mammalia; Artiodactyla; Cervidae
Gene: TMEM258
Product: transmembrane protein 258
Biological process (GO): protein N-linked glycosylation
Cellular component (GO): membrane-bounded organelle
Source: RefSeq, a predicted model, not a curated record
GCUGCAUUUCCUCUUCCGGUUGAGCAGCGCGCCUGCUCCUGACGACGUGUUCUUCCGGUGGCGGAGUGGCGGAUUACCCUGUGACCGGCAAAAUGGAACUUGAGGCCAUGAGCAGAUACACCAGCCCCGUGAACCCGGCUGUCUUUCCCCACCUGACCGUGGUGCUGCUGGCCAUUGGCAUGUUCUUCACCGCCUGGUUCUUCGUUUAUGAGGUCACGUCCACCAAGUACACCCGGGACAUCUACAAAGAGCUCCUCAUCUCCCUGGUGGCCUCACUCUUCAUGGGCUUCGGAGUCCUCUUCCUGCUGCUCUGGGUCGGCAUCUACAUAUGAGCUCCCAAGGAUUCCAACCAGGCAGCUUCACUGAAUCCCUGCUUUUGUAAAUUAAUUUUUUUUAUUUUACUGUUGCUGGAAAUGUCCCACCUGUUGCUCACAAUAAAGGCAGAUAUGACAGCG